Chelmon rostratus (copperband butterflyfish) is the source of this 6875-nucleotide messenger RNA. It is a transcript of the gene fam110b, whose product is annotated as family with sequence similarity 110 member B. NCBI's taxonomy places the organism in Eukaryota, Metazoa, Chordata, Actinopteri, Chaetodontiformes, Chaetodontidae. The coding region runs from base 1 to 1440 and encodes 479 amino acids. The record is from RefSeq and is a predicted model, not a curated record. The transcript is spliced from 3 exons.
AUGCCGACAGAGACGCUGGCUCCAGCCCUGCCAGAUAGCAAGGCCGCUGGCCCCGCGACACCCUUCAGUUCCACUGUACCCCUCCGCAUCCUCAAUAAGGGCCCUGACUACUUCAGGAGACAGGUGGAACCUAACCCAAAGCGCCUCAGUGCUGUUGAGAGACUAGAGGCUGACAAAGCCAAGUAUGUCAAGAGUCAGGAAGUCAUCAACGCUAAACAGGAGCCAAUCAAACCACCUGUGUUGGCCAAGCCUCCUGUCGGUCACACCCUCCUUUCCAAGAGAGGCCCUGGGAUUAGUGGAGGAGGAAAUGGAGGCGGGUUACCUUUCAAAGCAUCCAACAACAACGCCAAGUCUGACACAUGUGCAACAAGCAGCGGCAGCAGCAAGCGGGAGAAUUUAAACCUGGAGAUCCUAAAAAAUCUACUAAACUCAUCAUCCUCUUCUGGAGCAGGAUCUGAAGGACUAGGAGGUGGAGCUAAGAGUGCUGUGCUGAUGAGAUCAUCAGGUGGAAUGGCCAGGAGUUGGACACCAUCAGGGAUGCCAUUAACCUACCGAUCUACAAUGACGCUUAAUGAGCAACCAGCAGAAUCAGCUCCUAGUCCAAGCACCUCACACUCCCUCCGAUCCUUCUCCCAUUCACUGAAAGUCCCUCCGAUCAACAGCGGGGGACGUCGCAGUCCUCAACAGGGAGGAAACCUCAACCUUAGCAGACGAGUCCUGGACGAAAGAGGAGGGGAAGGAGGAGUUAUUGAUCGAUCUCGCUCCCCACUACCACCUCUGCUCACGUCCCACUCCUCCUCUGACCUCCUCCGACUGUGCAAUGGCAAGCCACUCCGCACCGCCCGAUCCAGCAGCUCCUCAGCUCCACCCCUCCCUCCAAAACCAAACCCAGCCUCCCUCCCUCCUCCCGCACUUUCCUUAUCGCUGCCUCCCCCUCGUCCAGCUCCGUCCCCCUCGCCCUGUGACAACACCACCCCUCAGUCGCUACCUUGUGGUAUUGGAGACCCUUCCAAUACUUCAACCGAUCCCAACCUGGAGCUUGAGCUUGGUUCAUCCGUGGCUCGUCGGUCCUCACUACACAGAUCUAAAUCAGAUCUGUCAGACCGGUAUGCCCGAGCUGGAGCUGACGUGGAACGCUUUUUUAACUACUGCGGCCUUGACCCCGAGGAGCUGGAGUCAGUCGGUCCAGAGAACUUCGCACGGGCCAACUCGGAUAUCGUCAGCCUGAACUUCCGAUCGGCCUCUAUGAUCUCCUCUGACUGUGACCGGUCGCGGCGAUCCUCCAACGAUGGACUGUCAGAUGGGGACGAGGAUGAGGAAGAGGAGGCCGGGGAGCGUGUUCCAUAUGGCAUCUCGGCUGUGGAGCGAAAUGCAAGAGUCAUUAAGUGGUUGUAUAGCAUCAAACAAGCAAGAGAGACGCAAAAAGUCUCACAUGUUUAGGACAAGCACUACAGUGGAUUGGAUGUACUCUAAGCUAUCGACAGACUGCCCCAUGUUUCAGAAUUGAUACAUGGGCCACAAUUCCUCACAGGUUUAAAGACUGUGAUCUUGGGGCUGAACUGAAAAGUUGUCAAAAUACAUAGAUGGAUGAAUGGAUGGAUGGAAGAGAAAGCCUGAAAAGUCAAACAAAAACUAGGUAAGAAAACAAGCAAAAUUAUGUUAAGAAAUUACUGAAGACUUGAGGAAAAGGACUGUAAUCCUCCCAGGUUUAGAACAACAUGAAGACAACAUUUAAGAACACAAAGGAAUAGAGCUUGGACAGUAACAUGAAUAAAAUGUUCAGUCUGGCGAGACAAACAAACACGGGACAUGUAUGAAAAGUAACUCUCUAUGGACACUGUAUACAUUUAGACAGACAAAGUCUGUCAGUUUGCUUGAGCAACAAGAGCAAAAUGCACUACGAUUGUCCAAGGACCAAUAAAAUGGCCGCCUCACUACAAAGGGUUAUAGGCCUUUCUCACAGUGAACAUUUUGGCUUGCCACACAUCGGUUUGACAACAUUACAAUGAGGUGUAGCCUGGUUUCAGACCUCUGAAUCAUCACCCCUAAUGUGUUUUGCCAGUUGGAUCGAGUUAUCUAAUCAAAGCAUUGUAAGUGGGACUAUGAAUGGGGGCAUAAUCUUCCUAAUAGCUUGCUAGUACCUUGCUAGUACACCAAACACAAAUAAUAACUCCAACUGAGAAUCCACAUUCACAGUGAGACAUUAGCAGGACGUCAGUGCUAUUGAAGCAUUCUGUCUGUUCAAUCCACAUGACUAUAACCUCCGUUCUGCCAUCUCUGUGCUCAGAAGCGGCUGUCCUGUCAGAAGGAUGCGUUUUAUGUUUGCAAGAAGAGCAACAGUAGCCUAUAUUACUAAUAGAUUAGACUGACUGACAGCGCAAUGAAUGCCCCCAGCUGGAGUACAAGGCAUGGCCUGCACUUACAGAGUCUACAUUUUGGAUCCAUUACAGAUCAAAUAUUCUUUUAUUCCCCACAAUUUAAUCUGAAACGCUAAUUGGUCAGGGCAAAGAAAACCAAAACUUCCAUUCCCAUCCCUGCAAGAAAUUGUUUAUUAGACAUACAGUAUUGAAAUACUCUGUCUCCAGGCUUUUGGCGGUGUUCAUGCUACCUAACAGGCACUAUUGACAUCAUUCGUUCCGCCUGGGCUUUUCCUGCAAUGACAAGUCAAAAUGUACUCUUUGAGAAAGGCCUGUGUAACAGUGUUGAUGUCGCAAUUUAAACAAACUUUGAAAAAGGUCCUGACAUCUUUGCAAAACAGAUACUGAACUCUAUCUGUCAAAAAUUACAAAUCACAUUGGAAAGUCAGUGAUGCUGGUACACUGUGCAACCAUAAUGAAAUCAGCUCAGUGCAGUUUCUUGAUAUUUGCUAUAGGUGACUGUUAAAGAAAUAACCGAACAUUUCAGCACUGACUUAAUAGUUCACAAAUAUGAGGUUAAUGUAUCAAAGUGUUAACCAUGACAUGUUGACAAACUCAAAUGGUGGUAAGCUAACUUUCACUGAGUAUAGCUCUUGCUAAGCUAAAUACUACAGUAUAAUCGCUACAUGAAGGCCAUGGAAAGUGUGAUGGCUGAGUGAUGAAGGACACUGGACAUUGACACAGUGAAUUUGACAGACACACACAGUAUGAAAUAUAAUCUCUCGGCCAUACUUGUCCAUACAGCAGUAAGGCUACACUCUCAUAUCAUUAUGCUGAUUAACAGAGCUGUUCUGUUCACGUUAACCAGCAAAACAUUUCAUUCACAGUUUUAGUGUCCUGUGAUAGGAUAUGGUUAUCCAGAGGCUGUUCCUGACAUGUAUCAUUCAAAUCAUGACUACUGGUAUUUUGGGUGAUUUUUCUGGGGCAUUGAAAUAGUGAAAUUUGGUCAAUUGGCUAACUGUACUAAAUAUUCUGCAAGGCUGAAUGGAUCAGUAAUAGCAGUGCCCUGGGGUGUCUUCACACCUAACCUUUUUGGUUCUCAGGUGUGUCCACCGUUUAAUUUCGUCUUCUUUAGGCUUGGGUGAACGUUGUCAUUCAAACAUCAAGAUCACUCUGGUGGUCUCGGUCAGCUUCCAGCCAAACUACUAUUUAUUCGUUUGUGAUAAAAAAAUCCAGACCAACCACAGGAUUUUGUGAUAAUAUGUGGUUUUAGCAUGAAUUCAAAAGAUAAACUAUUAUUCGGUUCAUACAAUCCACAUAGCAUUGGCUACCUAUCAUAAGUGGUGUCUGUGACUUUACACAUUCCACAUCUGGAAAGACCCAUCAUGAUGCUCACUUUGUAUUCCACUAGGACAGUGGAACCUAGCUAUUCAGUCUUGUUUAACAGUAGUCCUCCCUAUUAUACAGUACAUUUCAUAAAUCUCUGAAUUUUUUAGAUUUCAUGGUCGAGAUUUGAAAGAGUAAUUCUCAAAUCGCAAGAGUCGCAAAUUUAACCGUUUUAGUAAUCAGGUCUUGCAAUCAAGCCCUAAAAGCUCUUAAGUGAAAGUGUAGUCAGUGACCAUCUAUUUUAUUGACAGGUUUGGUCAGCAGUAACUAAUUAACAUUAAUUCCAUGAGUUUGCCAAACUACUAAAUUACACUCUUGCCUCGUCUGGUCAGUGUACUCUCUGCAGGCUAGUGUCUGUAUUAUGUACUUAUGGUCGUAUCUAAGAAGUUUCCUCGACUGUGUUUUUAUUCUCCUCAAAAAUACAUUUCAACAGGGUGUGAGUUUUUACAUAAAUGAUCUAGGUCAUCACAUCAUGCCAUUUUCAGACAGUUAGCUGUUAGGUUAUCAAGUCGCAUUGUGUUGUGACUUCAUGGGUCCAGUUGUGGUGAUGGUAAAUGAGCAGACUGUUGUACUCACAAAAACAGUAGUAGUCAUUUGAGUGUAGGCAUACGAGUGACAGUAUUUUCCCUGAUCGCUCACCCCCAUUUCUGCCUGUCCAUGACAUCUGAGGUCCAGUUGCAAUCUUGACAGAUAUUGCUCAUAAUUGAUCAAAUUCAGUAUAGCAAUCCAAAUUUUAUUUUCCUCUGUGGGUCCAUGUCACUUGGAUGAGACAGGAUCACCAAAAUUGUCCAAUGAAUAAGUUAGUCAGUUAGACCAGUCAGUCCGUAUAACUUAAUGAUUCCAUCUCUUUAUUCGUGAUAAGUAAGAACACUAGAUGGACAACAGCUAAAAGACCACCAAGCAGUUUUUUUUUUAUCUUUUGUGGGAACCAACUGAACCAAACUCCAGGAGUAAUGUGAGCUAAACACUCAUACCUAUAUUCACCCGUAUAUAUUACGUUACGUGACUCAGUGAAAUCCACUUCCACAUGCAAAUCUCUGGACAAUUCAUAAGUUAAGAACCAGAAAAUCCUGAAUAUGUCACCUGAUUCAUGAGUUUACAGGUAAUCAAAGUUGCCUUCAUCAGAGAUAAUCAUGGGCUAUCUGGCAUAAAAUGAACAACGCCUCAAGCAAUAUUGCAGGACACUAAAACUCUCCUUUCAAAACAAUGUUACUAAAAAUCUGUGACUGUAUAGACCACCAAGCACUAAAAUCUACACUGAAAGCAAUACUAAUGAAGCUGUCUUUUCACAGUUACAGGACACAUUACGGGACAGUAUCGCGUGGGAAAAUGAAAGGGGGAUUGUGGUCAUUUUGUGUCAGCCUUCUCUCCAAAUGCCAUUUAGGAUUUAGGUUUUUAUCAUUGCUUAUACUGUAGAUUGCAUCCUACAACCACACACACAGAAGAUUUUGGCUGCGUUUACGAUGAACAACUUGCCGAUGGCCUCAUCUCUGCUUUCUCGCACUCCGCUCCCUGUCUGUCCUCAAAGCCAACCACAGGAAGAAAACUGUUGCUCAACCUUUGUGUGUGCCCUGAUAAUGUAGGAGGAUGCAUCACCAAGUUCACCUCUACCCUUAUCCUUGCCAUCUGUCUACAUGUCUGCAGGUCACCGGCAUGUCUCGAGCCCUGAAGGCUUAUCGGUGUGAUUGCAGCGUCUCAGUCAGUUUGUCUGUCUGCCCCACCACCUCCCUUCACCUCAACUUAAACCUGUGGUGCAGGUCAGCUUCAGUGUGUCCAACAACAGCAACAACCCUGCUGGGCUUACUUCACUUCCAAGCGCAAGGUGCUGUGUCAGACUGAACACAACUUUGGUGAUAUUGGGGGAAUGGAAGCAUCAACAUCUGAGGCAACUGUUGCCUCUUUAAUUUUGACAGUCUAUGGUUUGGGAUGCAUAUGGUGAUUAUAUAUUGUGAAGGUGGAAAUAUUACCAGAGCCUGUAGAUAUAGGUUUGCUGUUGUGUAACACCUCAUUUACACUUAGCCUGAAACGAUAGUAGUUUAAUGCAAGUCAGAAGUCACCAUUGAAAGCAAAAGUGAUCAAACUCUGUGAAAGAUCAUUUUUGGCAUGCAACACUAAAUCUUGAGAUGAAAGGAAAUGUUAGUAGAGUUAAGGCCAUGUCAGAAUACAUCCUAAACUUCAACUGAGGUUAACAUAAAAUUUCAUCAGUCUGCAUUAGCAACAUCAUCGUAUUAAUCAUCAUCCUGGAAGUGAGGUAUAGGUUUGUUACUAAAAAAGCUACUAAAGCCAAAGUCACUUUGAAAUAUACCUACUUUAUCUACUAGUUGAGCCUCUUUUUAACUUUAGCUGAACUUAAGAAUCCACAAGACUGUGGAUUUUGUCUCUUAUGUGUAGUCACACCACAAAGGUUAAGCCUUGCUUAAAUGAGAGAAUAUCGUACACGUUUGAGCAAAACAACCUUAUGGGAGUUGUGGGAAGUUUAAAUGUUUGAUGCAUCCCUUCUUCCUAAAUCACACUGAAGUGCAAGUGAAGCCAGCGGGGACAAACACCCUCCCCCCAUCCCGUUGCUCUGACUUCAGGGCUGUGCUAGCAUGUUCCUGUCCAGGACCCUGAUCCGUCAUUCCCAUGUGUCUUCCCAGUGACCUCCCCUUUGAACCCAGGAAAACCUCUUGCUUAUUACUGUCAGCAUUAACAAAGACAAUAUUGUACUGUUCUGGCAGCAUCGCCAUGCUUCGGUUAGACUUCUGUCUACAUGGUGUGUGUGUUUUUUUGUUUUUUUAAUGGUUGGAUUGACAGAUAGAGUUCCUCUGUGGUAACUGCUUUGUUUUAUUUCUUCUAUGUGUAAAUGCUGUAAGAAAAAAUGUAUAUAUAUUUGAUUUGAAAAAAAAGCAAUGUGUUGGAUUUCAGUUUUUCUCUUUCUGAAGGUUUAUGUGUUACAAAAGAUUCUGAACAAAAAACUGCUGUUUUGUUCCCUGCCCUUAAUACAGAACUGCCGAAUCAAACAGGGCAGGAUUGUUUCAGAGACUUCGUGUUGACUGUUUUUUGACGUGGAAACUGUUAUAUUUUGCUCGAUUGAAAAACACGUGUUCAUGUUUAGUUUCUUUUGAUUAUUUCAAUAAAUGGCUUCUUUUGCCA